Messenger RNA from Acinonyx jubatus (cheetah), 4145 nucleotides. RefSeq names its product transmembrane and coiled-coil domain family 2 (gene TMCC2). The record is from RefSeq and is a predicted model, not a curated record. Gene Ontology annotation, biological process: amyloid precursor protein metabolic process. Bases 978 to 2873 code for a protein of 631 amino acids. NCBI's taxonomy places the organism in Eukaryota, Metazoa, Chordata, Mammalia, Carnivora, Felidae. The transcript is spliced from 5 exons. Gene Ontology annotation, cellular component: endomembrane system.
GCAAAGGUCAGAGAGGAUGUUCAGCCAGAACCCCAGGCUGGACGUCAGGUACCAUUUGUGCCUCCGUCUUUCAGCCCCAUUUCAGGCCUCUGUGUUUGUUCCUCAUUAUUCAGCAGACGUUCUAGUGACUCACCCACCCGAGAUUGUUUGAAUAAUGUGUGUGAAGUGCUGUUCGCAGACAAAGGGCUGGAGAAUUCCAAGAUGCUAACUAGAAAGUUGACAUCACUUUCCCUCCUGUAAGAUGGCAGGGGAAGAAAAUUGCAGCGUGGGAGGCCAAGUGGAGGACCAUUCGUUUCCUUUGCUGAAUUAGUUUCCUCCUUUUGGGACCUUCCUGGAUGAAGCUCAGUUUGCCCAUCUGUGAAAGGGGAGUGUGGAUUUCUUGCCGUUAGGUGGAGCCAGAGGUUAAGCUAGUGCUUGGAGAUCCUGCCUGCCUGCUGAACCAACCCCCAGGGUAGAGAACUGACAGGUGGCCAAGCGGUGCUUGGGCUGGCUCGGGGCACACAUGCUGAGCCGGCAGUUAGAACCAGAAUCCGAAACAGCCGAUCACAUGCAGCUGGGAGCCCUUUAUUUUCCGGCCUGCGGUUGCCGACACAAUUAUCGAGCUAUGUUGAAUAUGUCUCUAUAUUAAUUAAAACAGGAGCGGGGAUAAAUAAUGCGCCUUUGCUGGAGCUGCCACAGGGGCUGCAGGCUCAGGAUUUGCAAGCCGGCUCACCACGGGGCUGAGCGAGAUGUCAGCCCAAGGAAGGAACUUAGAUGCCUUGGAGAUUGAUGCCUCCGGUGAGAUAGUCUCCAGAGGGGGUGCAAGGUCUGGGCUAGGGGAGCAAAAGGACUCCGUUAUGUUAAAUAAAGCCCGUAUCCUAUGGCAGCAGCCACUAAGGAGCUUACCAGAAUAAGCCAAUGACAUUCCUCGUUUGGCCUGAGCAGCUCAGAGUCAGGAAGUCAGAGCGCAGAAAAUUCAGCAGCUCUCAGAGGGCUCCAUGUUUGGCCACGGCCUGAAGCACCUGUUCCACAGCCGGCGCCGGUCUCGGGAGAGGGAGCAUCAGACGUCUCAAGAUUCCCAGCAGCAGCAGCAGCAGCAGGGCAUGUCCGACCAUGACUCCCCGGACGAGAAGGAGCGCUCCCCGGAGAUGCACCGCGUCUCCUACGCCAUGUCCCUGCACGACCUGCCCGCGCGGCCCACCGCCUUCAACCGCGUGCUGCAGCAGAUCCGCUCCCGGCCCUCGAUCAAGCGGGGCGCCAGCCUGCACGGCAGCGGCGGGGGCGGCGGCGGGGGCGGCAGCCGGCGCACCAAGAGCAGCUCCCUGGAGCCCCAGCGCGGCAGCCCCCACCUGCUGCGCAAGGCCCCCCAGGACAGCAGCCUGGCCGCCAUCCUGCACCAGCACCAGUGCCGCCCCCGCUCCUCCUCCACCACCGACACCGCCCUGCUGCUGGCUGACGGCGGCAACGUGUACCUCCUGGCCGAGGAGGCCGAGGGCGGCGAUAAGGUUGACAAGGGAGACCUUGUGGCCCUGAGCCUCCCCAGCGGCCCCGGCCACGGUGAUGCCGACGGUCCCGUCAGCCUGGACGUGCCGGACGGGGCCCCCGACCCCCAGCGGACCAAGGCUGCCAUCGACCACCUGCACCAGAAGAUCCUGAAGAUCACUGAGCAGAUCAAGAUCGAGCAGGAGGCGCGGGACGACAACGUGGCCGAGUACCUGAAGCUGGCCAACAAUGCGGACAAGCAGCAGGUGUCGCGCAUCAAGCAGGUGUUCGAGAAGAAGAACCAGAAGUCGGCCCAGACCAUCGCCCAGCUGCACAAGAAGCUGGAGCACUACCGCCGGCGCCUGAAGGAGAUAGAGCAGAACGGGCCCUCGCGGCAGCCCAAGGACGUGCUGCGGGACAUGCAGCAGGGCCUGAAGGACGUGGGCGCCAACGUGCGCGCGGGCAUCAGUGGCUUCGGGGGCGGCGUGGUCGAGGGCGUCAAGGGCAGCCUCUCGGGCCUCUCGCAGGCCACCCACACCGCGGUGGUGUCCAAGCCCCGGGAGUUCGCCAGCCUCAUCCGCAACAAGUUUGGCAGCGCCGACAACAUCGCCCACCUGAAGGACCCUCUGGAGGACGGGCCCCCCGAGGAGGCGGCCCGGGCGCUGAGCGGCAGCGCCACCCUCGUGUCCAGCCCCAAGUACGGCAGCGAUGACGAGUGCUCCAGUGCCAGCGCCAGCUCGGCCGGGGCGGGCAGCAACUCCGGGGCUGGGCCGGCGGGGGCGCUAGGGAGCCCCAAGUCGAACACGCUGUACGGGGCCCCCGGAAGCCUGGACGCUUUGCUGGAGGAGCUGCGGGAGAUUAAGGAGGGACAGUCCCACCUGGAGGACUCGAUGGAGGACCUGAAGGCUCAGUUGCAGAGGGACUACACCUACAUGACCCAGUGUCUGCAGGAGGAGCGCUACAGGUACGAGCGGCUGGAAGAACAGCUCAAUGACCUGACCGAGCUUCACCAGAAUGAAAUGACCAACCUGAAGCAGGAGCUGGCCAGCAUGGAGGAGAAGGUGGCCUACCAGUCCUACGAAAGGGCUCGGGACAUCCAGGAGGCCGUGGAGUCCUGCCUGACCCGCGUCACCAAGCUGGAGUUGCAGCAGCAGCAGCAGCAGGUCGUGCAGCUGGAGGGCGUGGAGAACGCCAACGCGCGGGCUCUGCUGGGCAAGUUCAUCAAUGUGAUCCUGGCGCUCAUGGCCGUGCUGCUGGUGUUCGUGUCCACCAUCGCCAGCUUCAUCACGCCCCUCAUGAAGACACGCCUGCGCAUCACCAGCACCGCCCUCCUGGUCCUCGUCCUCUUCCUCCUCUGGAAGCACUGGGACUCCCUCACCUACCUCCUGGAGCACGUGCUGCUGCCCAGCUGAGCGGCCAGCCCACCCCUGCCCCGUGCUCCCCCCGGCCCCAAGAUGGCCACGCUUCUCCAGGAGGGACCCGGGGACUCCCGAGUCCCUUGAACUUGUUCGUGUGUCUGGUUUGGCCUCUUGCCCAAACUGUCCAUUCCAGCAGCUCCUGCCCCCUUCUCUGUUCUUGCUUCUGUCUGACGCCUUCUCCCUGUUGGCCUGAAGGGAGCCUCGAGCGCAGCCCUGGCCGGGCACAGUGAGGACAUCCGUGGCCAAAUGGAGCAGAGGAGGACACCGGGAUGGACCGUUCUGAUUAUUUACAGUCACACAAGGACUUCUCCCAGCAGACUCAGGAUGCAGCAAGUCAGGAGGGUCAAGAAGAGGAGCAGGAGAGGGCCACGCCCCAUCCUUCCAGGGAAGAGCCCAACCUGGAGACAUCCACAGUUCCCUGCUGCGGAGAUGGUCAGGGUGAAGGCCAGACGGCAAGCAGGGGGUGGGGCUCUGCUGGCCUCAGAGAAUGCCAGGGAGAGAGGGCAGGUCCCCCCAGCCUCUGGGCACCUGCCGGGCCAGAGGGCAGGCUCGGUCCACCCCUGGUUCCUCCAGAGCUGGUUUGAGGCUCACUUCUGGGCUGGGCCCUUCCCGGGAUAUGAAGGACGCAGGCUCUGGAGGCCAGGUGGAGUACAGCUUUUGGACUUGUGUUUUCCCUGUUGUUCUUUCUGCCUGUCACUGGAUCUGCUCUUUUCAGGGAAACAGGCCCCAGGGGCCCCCCGAGCCUCAGCCUAAGCCCUUAGGCCUCUGGGAGCAUGUUGGGUUCUAUUUAUUUAUUUAUUUAUUUGUUCCUUUGUACCUUGUCCCCCCUGAGCUCCAGGGAGAGGGAGAGGCCCUGCCCCUGUCCUCUCUCGGAAGCCAGGGCCUUCUUCUUGGCUGUUGGGCACUUCCAUACCAUUUCGCCUCUGGAUAAUCCUGGCUAGGGGAAGGGGGGCGAAGCCACCCAGCCCCACUCUCCCAAAGCACCCCUCAGCCAGGACGGGAGGAGCAUAGCCUCUCUUUUAUACAUCUGUUUAUUUUGUAUGUGUGUAUUUGUGUGGAGGAGGUUGUUUGUUGCUUUAUUUUUUUAAGGCUCUGGAGUGUUGUGUAUGGUUUCUCGUCACAUCCCAGCCUUCCCACGGGCACUUCCAAGAAGAGAGGGCAUUUCUCGAAAAACAAAAGAGAAAUCCCUUAGAGCGGAGGAGGGUAGUGCCUGUCAGCUGUGGUGGACCUUCCUGAAAAAUAAAUAUCCUCUAAAUUUUCAAAGCA